Messenger RNA from Brachypodium distachyon (stiff brome), 3477 nucleotides. RefSeq names its product pentatricopeptide repeat-containing protein At1g76280. Lineage: Eukaryota; Viridiplantae; Streptophyta; Magnoliopsida; Poales; Poaceae. The transcript has 13 exons. The coding region runs from base 242 to 2902 and encodes 886 amino acids. The record is from RefSeq and is a predicted model, not a curated record. Gene Ontology annotation, molecular function: protein binding.
AAAUCGCACACAGACCGCAGCAGCCCGCCGCCGCCGGCCGCCGCAGCUACCCCCCCACCGUCCUUCGCUCGCCUCUCCCGCAGCGCUAGGUCACGGCCUCGCCGUGAAGCCGCCUGACUGUCUCCCCGACUCACACGACUCAGCCGCCAAUUCUCCAAGCUCCAGCAGGCAGCCCCUCCGGCAGGGGGCCGUCCCCAUGCCGUGACCCUCCCGGACUCCCUCACUCCCACAGACCGUCCCCAUGUCGCCUCUCCGGCAGGCGGGCCGCGCUCUACUCCUCCCGGCGCCGGCAGCCCCGUCCGUGUCGAGCUCCCGCUCGCGCCUCCAGCAAUGGGAGUACUUCCCCGGGCUUCCUUUUGCCGGAGGGCAGCGCCACGAAUCCCUCUUCUCUCCCAGCCGCCAUUGUCGCCUGCCUCUCGGCUGGGCUGGCCUCAGCGCUCGGAUGCUUUCGACUUGUCUCGAGCAUCAGGAUUUUACAUGGAGUAGUAGUUUGGGUGCUAGAAUGGCGCAAAUGGAUAUUGUGAAUGCUCUUCGUAAAGGUGAUCGGCAGCGAGCAUCUGUUAUGCUCUCGAAUCUUCGACGAACCAAAGAAGCAUUAACUUCAGAAGAUAUUUCUGAUAUAUUGGAGUACUGUGCAGAAGCACCUGAUCCUUUGUUUGUUAUGGAAACUUUGGAGCUCAUGGAGGAGAAUGCCAUUGGUCUUAGUAAAAACAACUAUAGAUCUGUCACUCGAGCACUCAGCAAAGGAGGGCAUAUGAAGGAGGCACUUAAUUGGCUCAACUCUCUGGGGGGAAAAGAAAGCACUCACAGUCCCUUGCCGAUCUUCAACAUCUUUUUAAGUGCCUGUGCAAGCAUCAGAAAUCUGAAUGAUGCUGAAAGCUGUCUAGAGACAAUGGGAAUUCAUCUUGUUGGGAAGUCUGAAAUAACAUACUGUGAGCUUCUAAAGCUUGCAGUUUUUCAGAGAAAUUUGUCUGCAGUGAAUGAUUUAUGGAAGGACUGCAAUAAGUAUUAUAGUCCAAGCAUUAUUAUUCAAAGGAAAUUUUUAUGGGCUUUCUCUACACUGGGGGACCUUCAAUCUGCAUAUCAAAUCUUGCAGCGCAUGGUAGUUCUUGCUGGUGAAAGCCCUGACCAUCUGAGGGUGUCUUGUAAAAGGAGAUACCAAUCAACAAGAUUAGACAUUCCUGUACCUGCUUUGAAUGAAGUAGAAGAUCUGAAGCUUGUAUUGGACUCUGACCUGCCAUCAUCAUUUGAAGGGAAGGUGGCUACCAGAGGAGAUCCGAUUGAUGCCCAGCCAGAGCUGUUACAGGUGGAAACUCAAUCAUCAAAACAUGAGCAAUUGGAGGGUUAUGUGGCAUUUCUUUCUGCUGGUGACAAUCAUGUUGACAAUUCUGAAAUAGACAGUGGGAGGAUGACGAAGACAUUGAGAUUUGCACCACUUGCAGUAAGGAAAAUUUUACGAUGGUCUUUCAAUGAUAUUAUACAUGCGUGCAUGCGACUUGACAACUGUGAGUUGUCUGAGCAAUUAUUUCUCGAGAUGUGCAAGAUUGGACUUCGACCGUCAAGAUUUACAUAUGAUGGUUUUAUCAAGAGUGUGGUAGCUGGAAAAGGAGUUGCACAUGCCAUCAAAGUGAUUGAAGUGAUGGACAGAAGGGGUAUUGAACCUUACAAUGAUACACUCGCUGCUCUUUCAGUUGGCUAUAGCAAACGUUUACAGUUGGAUCUGGCUGAGGACUUUUUGGAAAGAAUUUCUGAGAUACAACCGAAGUAUAUACAUGCUUUUAAUGCUUUGCUUUCUGGUUGCGACAUUGAGAAUGAGCCAGAAAGAGCUAUCCGUGUACUAGCUAAAAUGAAACACUUGGAUUUGAAGCCAAAUCUCAGGACUUAUGAGCAUCUUUUCUCUGUGUUUGGAAAUGUCAAUGCUCCUUAUGAAGAAGGAAAUAUGCUAUCACAUGCAGAGGUUUUGAAAAGGAUAAGCAUAAUCGAGAUGGACAUGUUAAACCACGAGAUCAAACAUAGUUUUUUGUCUAUGAGCAACUUGAUACGAGCCUUUGGAGCUGAGGGUAUGAUAGAUGAAAUGCUGAGGUACUUCAAUGUUGCUGAAAAUGUCUUAUGGAAAAUGACUUAUUCUCAGAAGAGUGAUCUCUAUGGCAUUGUAUUGCAUGCUUUGGUUAAAGCCAAGGAAACACACAAGGCAAUAAGAGCAUUCAAGGUCAUGAGAUCAUGCGGUCUUCCAGCCAAUAUUGCUAUUUAUAACAUCAUGAUAGAGUGCUGUGAAUUGUUGCCAUGUUUUAAAUCAGCUAGUGCUUUGUUGUCCUUGAUGCUCCGAGAUGGCUUCUGUCCUACGAUUUUUACUUUCACAUAUCUCGUAAAGGUUGUAUUAGUGAAGGAGGAUUUUAAGGGGGCAUUGGAUCUGUUGGACAUAUGCGUAACUGGGGGAAUUCAACCUGACAUACAGAUUUUCAACACAAUACUCUCAGAGGCGAAUGCAAAAGGUCAGAUUCAUGUUGUUGAAUAUAUUGUCGAGUGUAUUCACAGAGCAAAGACUCAGCCUGAUCAAUCAACACUUUGGUACACAUUUUGUGCUUACGUGGAUAAAGAAUUAUACAACACUGCGAUUGAGGCAUUGCAAGUCCUCAGUAUGAGAAUGAUAUCCUUGGAUGCAAGCAUUCUCAAGGAAAAAGGAGCAGUUUUAGAGGAUCUAAUCCUUGAUGAAGAGCCAGAUGCUGAAUUAAGGAUCAUGAAGGCAUUCAAGCCAACUGAAGAACAUAUCGUGACAGCCUUACUGAAUCUGAGGUGGUGCUUAACAACGGGUUCGACCAUAUCUUGGUCACCCGAGGACAGUCUCUGGGCGAGGAGGCUGGCAUCGUCCUAUGACGGUAAGAAGAGACCAGACGUGCUAUGAGAUUCAGGCAUGAAGUAUCCGUCUGUUGAAACCAAUGAGAUAGAUCAGCUGGCCUAAUUCCAUGGUUUUGACAUGCUCCGGAGGAGAACUGGGGAUGUAAUUCUUCGCGUUGUUCUCCAGGCCAGGCUUGCACCUAACGUGCAUUUUCUCUCGGCUGUAACUGAGGUUGAUGGUGACGAAGAUUGAACUGCGCGGAAGUCAUAUCUAUUCAAUAUAACAAAUACUAACAAAUUUUGAGUUCAGUUUGUGCGCUACAGGCAAUAUCUAUCUGUUACCUUAGUGUCUCGUGGGCUCUAUGACCUGCCAACAUAGUUAUUUGUUUCAUUAUUUCCCACUAAUUUCUCCCAUUGGAGCUGUGUUGGACUGUAAGUCAUCAAAGAACGAUGACAUGGUAGCAUGCUGUAAGGUCCUUGUCUCUCAUUUUGAUGCACAAAGGUGUAAUUUAGUUGUAGUAAGGAUGUGAAUUUUUUGUCUGCAGUGGAGGAAGAUAGGGCUGCCCUAUAUGUGAUAUUUCUUUAAUAGAGAUAAGAUGUUUCUGACCUUUAAUUUUGAAAAUGAAUUGGGAAAUUUCUCGA